ACGUUAUGAAAAGUUUUAUUAGGUGGCCAACUUUUGCAUCAUCUCAGUUUCUGUGCCUACAAGCGUGGUGCUCUCAGUUGUGGUCUAUGGCCAUCAUGAUCAGAUCCUUCUCCUUCAUGUCAAUGCUUUUGUUUCUUCUCACCGUUUCGGAUAUGUUUGUGCCAAUCCAUGGCGAUGGCUUUGGAAUCAACUAUGGACAGAUAGCCAACAAUUUACCUCUUCCAUCUCAAGUGGCUGUUCUUAUAAAAUCCAUGAACGUGAGUAGGAUCAAACUCUAUGAUGCUGAUCCAAAUGUUCUAGUAGCCUUCUCCCAAUCCAAUGUGGAAUUCGUUAUAGGACUUGGAAAUGAGUUCCUACAGAACAUGACAAAUCUAUCCAAAGCACAAACUUGGAUUCAACAGCAUGUUCAACCUUACCUCUCACAAACAAAAAUCACUAGCAUCACUGUGGGAAAUGAGGUUUUCAAUAGCAAUGAUACUCAACUAAUGCUGAACCUCCUCCCAGCAAUGCAAAAUGUGCAUGAUGCCCUUGUUAAUCUUGGACUAGACCAACAAGUUUCUGUCACCACUGCACAUUCCUUCAACAUAAUAUCCAAUUCCUACCCUCCUUCAUCUGGUGCUUUUAGGCAAGAUCUUGUGCAAUACAUCCAACCCCUUCUAGAUUUUCAUGCUCAAAUCAACACACCUUUCCUAAUCAAUGCAUACCCUUUCUUUGCAUACAAAGACAACCCAAAUGAAGUGUCCUUAAACUACGUACUUUUUCAACCAAACCAAGGCUUGGUUGAUCCAAACACUAACUUGCAUUAUGACAACAUGUUGUAUGCUCAAAUUGAUUCUGUCUAUGCUGCCAUCAAAGCAAUGGGGCAUAGUGAUAUUCAAGUGAGGAUUUCUGAGACUGGUUGGCCUUCUAGUGGUGACCCAGAAGAGGUUGGAGCCACACCACAGAAUGCAGCAUUGUAUAAUGGUAACUUGCUCAAAAGAAUAGAGCAGAGACAAGGCACUCCUGCAAAUCCUUCUGUUCCAAUUGACAUAUAUGUCUUUGCACUUUUUAAUGAGAAUUUGAAGCCUGGUCCAGCAUCAGAGAGAAACUAUGGCCUUUACUAUCCUAAUGGUGUUCCAGUUUAUAACAUUGGAUUGAAGGGUUAUCUCCCACAGAUGCCUAUGGCAGCUAAAUCCAAUACUUUGUGUGUCAAUUUUCUUGCAUGUAUAGUUACAUGCUUGAUCUUUGCUUUGGAGCUUUCAAGAUGAUGAUCAGAAGAAGGAAGAACUCAAAGGAAACAGAGGAAUUCCCAUACUUAUUCCCUUGCAAUCGAAAGUUAUUCGAGGGAGAAGGAAACUAAAACAGCACAACUUUCUCUUCAUUUGUCUAAGGAAAAUCCUCACUUUGAAUGAAGAAGUUGGCGUUUGGUUCAUAUAAUCUAAAACAUAUAUCAUCAUUCAUAUAGACAUUGAUUUAACAGUUGUAGCAAUGAUCAAAAUAAAUCCCCGAAAUUGGAGGUUUAACAACAAGGAGUAUAGUAAUAUUAUAAAAUUUUAAAUAAAAAAAAAAAAAGGACUACCGUGUUUUUUUGUAACAUUUAAAAAUUAUCUUAUUUUUUAAUUUUCGGAAAUUGUGAGAGCUAUGAUGUAUAUGAACAAUUCCAAAGAUUGUAUCCAUAAAAAUAUUGAAUUUUGAGGUAA
Molecule: messenger RNA, 1679 nt
Organism: Cajanus cajan (pigeon pea)
Lineage: Eukaryota; Viridiplantae; Streptophyta; Magnoliopsida; Fabales; Fabaceae
Product: glucan endo-1,3-beta-glucosidase 14
Biological process (GO): carbohydrate metabolic process
Molecular function (GO): hydrolase activity, hydrolyzing O-glycosyl compounds
Source: RefSeq, a predicted model, not a curated record